Molecule: messenger RNA, 300 nt
Organism: Thermothelomyces thermophilus ATCC 42464
Lineage: Eukaryota; Fungi; Ascomycota; Sordariomycetes; Sordariales; Chaetomiaceae
Exons: 2
Source: RefSeq, a predicted model, not a curated record
CUCGCUUAUAACAUGAUACUAACGGAAACGACUAAAGUUAUACCAUUCUUUGCAAACUACAGAUAUAAAGCAGACCUUAGGCAAGGACUAGAGGUUAUAGUGCCAAGAGCAGCAGUCAUAGUGCCGAGAGCAGUAGUCAAAGUAAAACAAAUGUAUAUACUAUAUAAGAAGCUUAAAAAGGAACUUGAGUUUAUCAGGACUAGAAUAAAAAAUUACUAUAAUAAAUAUAGGCUUAAGGGACCUUACCUAGAGAGGGGAGACAAAGUCUACUUAAUUAUACAAAACCUACAAACUAAAUGA